Molecule: messenger RNA, 3739 nt
Organism: Stylophora pistillata
Lineage: Eukaryota; Metazoa; Cnidaria; Anthozoa; Scleractinia; Pocilloporidae
Source: RefSeq, a predicted model, not a curated record
GUGAGGCUAAGCUGGUCAAAACAUGGCUACAGAUAGGGAAAUGAGGGGUGCAACACUGACUCGUCCUCCUCCACAUUUAGAAGGAAAUUUAGUUUUUCAUCGUGCAAGCAAGCUUGGAAGACGAAAACGAGCUUUCUUCGUGCUAUUGGAGACGGUAAUAUAUCAGUAUGAAAGUAGAGACAUUUACUAUAAGGGGCAACGAUCAAAAGAAGAUUUUAAAAUAUGUCUAGAAGAGGUAUGUGGCGUUACAGAAAUUUUGAUGUCCAGCAAACACUACAAGAACUGCAGCUUUAAGCUAACCCUUAAUGACAAAGAGUCUACAGAGUACGUCUUUUCUACUGAGUCUAGACAAGCAAUGGAAGAGUGGGUGAAUGGCUUAAGAGAAGCCAAAGAGUUUUGGAUACGGCACCGAAAGAGACAAAAAAUGAAGAAGCAUUUCAUUAAUCAAGGAAACUUUGCAGAUGUGCCUGUCCCAGUUUAUAAUGGGGAUGAAAGCUCAGCUGACAGCAUCCUCUGUGGUUCAAGUGAAUGCCAUGAGCCAGUAUAUGUAUCUGUCACCAUGUGGGAUACAAAAAUUCACACAGUUCUCCUUCCAUGUGUGUGUGAUAUGGAUGAAUUGGUAGAUACCCUACAUAUGAAGUCACAAACCAAACGGUGUGCUGGUUGCCACAUUUGUAAGCUUCAACAGUCAUCGAUGGAAGUAUGGACAGUAACAGCCAAUGGAAUUGGGCACAGAUUUGACAUCAAGGAUGGAACUUUAGACAUUUCCAAACUUGGAAACCACUUCUAUCUUUUAGUACACAAUUACAAGCUGCUGAUUAUUCACUUUGAAGAUGGCACAUUUCAAGUAAUUCCUUGUUUAGUUUCCAUAAAGGCAAAGGAGGUUCCUUGUAUUCCUGUUUUGGCCGACAAGCUAGAGUCCCUUUGUAUUGAUAACUUUGGUUUAUAUCUGGUUAAUGACGAUGGAACGUCAAAUCUUUUUACUCCCGAGGAGGAGCCACUCAAACAUUCUCUGCAAGGAAGGCUGAUUCUAAAAACCGCGACUGUUUCUUUACCUCUCCGGCCGCGGAUAUCAGAAAUUCAAAGACAAAAGCUAAGGAAGAACCAGCAAAACCGAAGGGAAAAAAAGGCGCUGAAAAGAGUCGAAAAGGAAAAGUGUAGGCACAACAGUAAUUUUAAUGUUGAUGUAAUUAAGACGGACAACAAUGAGGUUUCACGCCCCGAUGGUCUUGUGUUCUACGAACAUCAUUAUGGAGUGUCAAAUGAUGUCAUAAGACGUUCUGGAUCGGAUAGCUCUUUAGGUAUAUUAGUGGAUGCUGAGACAGACAGGCAAAGUGGCCCAAUGAAGCCCGGAGUAUCGACUGAGGCUCGAAGAAUGUCUCAAGAAACGGAAAAUGAUAUCAAUGAUGAUGCCGAGUUUCAACCGGUUGAAGAAACUUCUUUGGGCUUGUGUGUAAAAGGUGAAGAUGAAAUUACGGUAGAGGUUGCGGACAAUAUUAGUAAGAAACACAGUGACUCAAGUGGUUGGUCCAGAGAAGAAGAUGGAGAGAUCUUUGAUGGUGACAACGUUUCGCUGAACACCUCCUCUUUAGCCAUGCCCGAGUAUGCGCUCAAUGACAAAACAGAGGGACAGUUGUCGAACUUAUCUUCCAAAGAGAAUCGCUACGCUUCUUGUCAGAAGAAAAAAUGUGCAAUUAUCGAUUCUAACAGGGCAGAACUUUUUCCUGACGGCGAUAAAUCUUGUAGCGAGCCAAGAAAUCACGAAAGGAAGCCUUUAUCAGUCGACGGUGUGGAGGCCAUCGCCCACUUAAAGAUUGACAACGAAAGCCAGGUAAUAAACACAACCGCUGACAAUCCUACACUAAUUGCGAGCACCAAGAGUAAGUUUGAGAGACACGUGCUUUGUGUGACAGGCAGCGAUAACAGCUCUCCUUCUGUUCCAUGUGAGUCCCUGUAUCCUACAGAAGCAUUGGUAAAGGGGACAGAUAUUCAGGAUGGUUUUUCUGGAUUUUCAACAUUAAUUGACAAGGAAGGUGAAAACCAUUGUAUCUCUUGUGCUCGUAAUGAGCAGUGUGAUUUCACUAUCAUUAGCUCGCCACGUGUUCUACAACUGGCUCUGAAGAUUUGCUCUGGUCACAAAGUCAACGAGGAGGAAGUAGGCGAAGCCAACAAAUUCUCUAGAAUAUGUCUUUCUGGGUGGCACUUACAGUUUGAAAAUGGAUCUUGGGUUGUGGUUGAACGCGGAGCUCUGCGUUUAGACAAUGAUGCUCUUUCUUAUGAAACAAAAGUUUAUAUAUCAGACAGGCUUGAAGCUUUCUUUAAUCAAGAAAAUAAGCUCUGGACUUUGGUAGAAAAUGAGCACAUUGAGAACGAACUCUCCUCUUUCACAAAUGGGAUUCAGAAUGAAGUUGUGAGAGACACUUUAACUUUGGCGGCGGCCACAGAAGACUCGCCUAGUGAUCAGGAUGACAUUGCUGAAGAGCAAGUUGUUACGCCAAUACUUAGUCAAAGCAACUCUCUAGAGGAUAUUAAUGUCACGUUAUUAGAUUCUAAAGUUAACGAUGAUGGAACUGAAAACUUAACGAGUGUUGAAAGGCCGAGAGCAACUGGGGCGGAUGGCGUUGUUGGCAGGCCUGGGACAGAGUCUUCCUCCCAAGGGGCUCUUCGUGAAGCCACUCAGCGAGUUUUCCUACACAUUGUCGAGCUCCGUGAAGAGCCCGAAGAGGCACUUGAUAACACCAAACAUGAAAGUUUGGUCGAAAAUGUUUGCAGUCCUUUAUGUAGUGCCCUUUGGAACAUGUUAUCAAUCGGCGUGCGAAGAAAGUUCAUUGUGAAAUACACAUUGUGGAACAUAGUUGAGGAAUUGAAGGACAUUUCAGGCGUUAUAGAAUUGGCGGUCAACUGGGUAAAUAAAAGAUGCGCUCGUCUGAGUGACGAGCAAAAAUUUCAAGCGUUCGUCUGUGAAUGUCUCAACAUGGGACGUGAUACUUUGAAGCAAUGGCUGGAAGGAUUCAUCCGACAAAACAGGACUAGAAGUGAUGGAAAACUAGGAAACAAGUUCUACAGUGAAGGCGGUAUAGUCUUUCAGCUGUCUGGUAACACGCUUGAAGAGCUAGUGUUGGAUUUAUCACGGAUCACCUGUCUACCUUUCAAAAUUAAUGUGGAAAAGUGGAUCAAGACGAAGGAAUCUAGCCUUCAGGAGAUACCAUUUCCAUUUGAAUGACACUGUUUUUUCCGUGUAAUAUGGUUUGUUAUCAUCGAAUUGAAACCACGUAUAUUCUACAGUGCACAAAACGUUAACUACGAUAAUGCAUUUCAGCCGAUAUUAUAAAGUAGUUAUAAAUACGAAGAUGGGUUAACCCUAUAAAAACGGCAACAUUUAUAUCAUGAGUAUACAAUACAGCAUUCUUUGUUAAAUUUUUAUCAAUAUUUGUGAGUUCUUUCCUCCAAGUUUUUUUUUUUUUUUUUUGCAGUUUUUCGGUGUCAGUUUAUGUACUGCAAUCAUUGAAAUAGAAGGUAACGAAAUAUUUCUCGUAUUGUGAACGAUAUGAGUAGUGCACUUGUAAGUAGUCUCCAUCCAAAAAAUAACUGUAAAUCGUAUAAAUGACUCAUCGUAAAUAUGAUUGUUAGUAGUGUAAAUAAUUGCAGUGAAAGUGCCGUAUUGCAAGAGGAGUGUGCAAUCAAGAGGUGUUGGUGGUGUUACGCUGAUAGAUUGUCAUUAUAAAUUACGUAUAGUCUA